GGGGCAGACUGUGGGUGCCACAGGCGGACAGGCGGCCACAGCUGGGACAGCUGCGGGCGGAGCGCAGCGCAGCGCAGCAGCGGCUGCUGGGGCCAGGUCCGAGGAGCAGUCACCGCCGCCGCCGCUUCCGAGUCGGAGCCGAAGCUUCUCCACUGGCAGGGGCCUCCUGAAGUGGGAGCAGCGCCUGAGGAAGGCGGGAGGAGCCCAGCCCCGGGGACAGGCGGCGGGACAGCGGGACCCCGGCGGCGCGGUGCGCUUAAGGGCGCAGAGGCUACUCGAGACACAGCCUCGGGUGCGGCAGGAGGAGGCGGGAGCCGGCGGCCGCUCGGCAUCAUGCGGCGAGAGGGGCUGCUGGAGAUCGCCCUGGGAUUUACCGUGCUCUUAGCGUCCUACACGAGCCAUGGGGCGGAUGCCAAUUUGGAGGCUGGAAACGUGAAGGAAACCAGAGCCACCCGGGCCAAGAGGCGAGGCGGCGGAGGACUCGACGCGCUUAAGGGACCUAAUGUAUGUGGAUCACGUUAUAAUGCUUAUUGUUGUCCUGGAUGGAAAACCUUACCUGGUGGAAAUCAGUGUAUUGUCCCCAUUUGCCGGCAUUCCUGUGGGGAUGGAUUUUGUUCGAGGCCAAAUAUGUGCACUUGCCCAUCUGGUCAGAUAUCUCCUUCCUGUGGCUCCAGAUCUAUACAACACUGCACUAUUCGCUGUAUGAAUGGAGGCAGCUGCAGUGAUGAUCAUUGUCUGUGCCAGAAAGGAUACAUAGGAACUCACUGUGGACAACCUGUCUGUGAAAGUGGCUGUCUCAAUGGAGGGAGGUGUGUGGCCCCAAAUCGAUGUGCAUGCACUUACGGCUUUACUGGACCCCAGUGUGAAAGAGAUUACAGAACAGGCCCAUGUUUCACUGUGGUCAGCAACCAGAUGUGCCAGGGACAGCUCAGCGGGAUUGUCUGCACAAAAACCCUCUGCUGUGCCACGGUCGGCCGAGCCUGGGGCCACCCCUGUGAGAUGUGUCCUGCCCAACCUCACCCUUGCCGCCGGGGCUUCAUUCCAAACAUCCGCACAGGAGCGUGUCAAGAUGUGGAUGAAUGCCAGGCCAUCCCUGGGCUCUGUCAAGGAGGAAAUUGCAUUAAUACUGUUGGGUCUUUUGAGUGCAAAUGCCCCGCUGGACACAAAUUUAAUGAAGUGUCACAAAAAUGUGAAGAUAUUGAUGAAUGCAGCACUAUCCCUGGAGUCUGCGAUGGGGGUGAAUGUACAAACACAGUCAGCAGUUACUUUUGCAAAUGUCCCCCUGGCUUUUACACCUCUCCUGAUGGUACCAGAUGUGUAGAUGUUCGCCCAGGAUACUGUUACACGGCUCUGGCAAAUGGGCGCUGUUCUAACCAGCUGCCACAGUCCAUAACCAAAAUGCAGUGCUGCUGUGAUGUCGGCCGAUGCUGGUCCCCGGGGGUCACUGUCGCCCCUGAGAUGUGUCCCAUCAGAGCAACAGAGGAUUUCAACAAGCUUUGCUCUGUCCCAAUGGUAAUUCCUGGGAGACCAGAAUAUCCUCUUCCACCCGUUGGCCCCGUUCCUCCAGCUCAACCUGUUCCUCCUGGCUUUCCUCCUGGACCUCCACAUGUAGUCCUCAGGCCACCAGAAUAUCCAUAUCCAUCUCGGGAGCCACCAAGGGUGCUACCAUUCAAUGUCACUGAUUACUGUCAGCUGGUCCGCUAUCUAUGUCAAAACGGGCGCUGCAUUCCAACUCCUGGGAGCUAUCGGUGUGAGUGCAACAAAGGAUUCCAGCUGGACCUGCGGGGGGAGUGCAUUGAUGUUGAUGAAUGUGAAAAAAAUCCUUGUGUUGGUGGAGAAUGUAUUAAUAACCAAGGCUCAUACACCUGCCACUGCCGAGCUGGCUAUCAGAGCACACUCACCAGGACGGAGUGCCGAGACAUUGAUGAAUGUUUACAGAAUGGCCGGAUCUGCAAUAAUGGACGUUGCAUCAACACAGAUGGCAGUUUCCAUUGUGUGUGUAAUGCAGGCUUCCAUGUUACCCGAGAUGGGAAAAACUGUGAAGAUAUGGAUGAGUGCAGCAUACGGAACAUGUGUCUUAACGGGAUGUGUAUCAAUGAAGAUGGCAGUUUCAAAUGCAUUUGCAAACCUGGAUUCCAGCUGGCAUCAGAUGGGCGUUACUGCAAAGAUAUUAACGAGUGUGAAACACCUGGGAUCUGCAUGAAUGGGCGCUGCGUGAACACUGAUGGCUCCUACAGAUGUGAAUGCUUCCCUGGACUGGCUGUGGGUCUGGAUGGACGUGUGUGUGUUGACACACACAUGCGGAGCACAUGCUACGGAGGAUACAAGCGGGGCCAGUGUGUCAAGCCUUUGUUUGGUGCUGUUACUAAAUCUGAAUGCUGUUGUGCCAACACUGAGUAUGCCUUUGGGGAGCCCUGCCAGCCAUGUCCUGCCCAGAAUUCAGCGGAAUAUCAGGCACUCUGCAGCAGUGGGCCAGGAAUGACGUCAGCAGGCAGUGAUAUAAAUGAAUGUGCAUUAGAUCCUGAUAUUUGCCCAAAUGGAAUUUGUGAAAAUCUCCGUGGGUCCUACAAGUGUAUAUGCAAUUCGGGAUAUGAAGUGGAUAUAACUGGAAAAAACUGUGUUGAUAUUAACGAAUGUGUGCUGAACAGCCUACUCUGUGACAACGGACAGUGUAGAAACACUCCUGGAAGUUUUGUCUGUACCUGCCCCAAGGGAUUUAUAUAUAAACCUGACCUGAAAACCUGUGAAGACAUUGAUGAAUGUGAAUCAAGUCCUUGCAUUAAUGGAGUCUGCAAGAACAGUCCUGGCUCUUUCAUUUGUGAAUGUUCUUCUGAAAGUACUUUGGAUCCAACAAAAACCAUCUGCAUAGAAACCAUCAAGGGCACUUGCUGGCAAACAGUCAUCGAUGGGCGGUGUGAGAUCAACAUCAAUGGAGCCACCUUGAAGUCCCAGUGCUGCUCUUCCCUCGGUGCUGCCUGGGGGAGCCCGUGCACCAUAUGCCAAGUUGAUCCCAUAUGUGGUAAAGGCUUCUCAAGAAUUAAAGGAACACAGUGUGAAGAUAUAGACGAAUGUGAAGUGUUCCCAGGAGUGUGCAAAAAUGGCCUGUGUGUCAACACCAGGGGAUCGUUCAAGUGUCAGUGUCCCAAUGGAAUGACUUUGGAUGCCACAGGAAGGAUCUGCCUUGAUAUCCGCCUGGAAACAUGCUACCUGAGGUAUGAUGAUGAGGAGUGCACUCUGCCUAUUGCUGGACGCCACCGCAUGGAUGCCUGCUGCUGCUCUGUAGGUGGAGCCUGGGGCACGGAGGAGUGUGAGGAGUGUCCCAUGAGAAACACCCCAGAGUAUGAGGAGCUCUGCCCCAGAGGACCAGGAUUUGCCACGAAAGAUAUUACAAAUGGAAAACCUUUCUUCAAAGAUAUCAAUGAGUGCAAGAUGAUACCCAGCCUCUGUACCCACGGCAAGUGCAGAAAUACCAUUGGCAGCUUUAAGUGCAGGUGUGACAGUGGCUUUGCUCUUGAUUCUGAAGAAAGGAACUGCACAGAUAUUGAUGAAUGCCGCAUAUCUCCCGACCUCUGUGGCCGAGGCCAGUGUGUGAACACCCCAGGGGACUUUGAAUGCAAGUGUGAUGAAGGCUAUGAGAGUGGAUUCAUGAUGAUGAAGAACUGCAUGGAUAUUGAUGAGUGUCAGAGAGAUCCUCUCCUCUGCCGAGGCGGUGCUUGCCUUAACACAGAAGGCAGUUACCGCUGCGAAUGCCCACCUGGUCAUCAGCUGUCCCCAAACAUCUCUGCAUGUAUUGACAUCAAUGAGUGUGAACUGAGCGGGAACCUCUGUCCCAAUGGCCGCUGUGUGAACCUCAUAGGGAAGUAUCAGUGUGCCUGCAACCCUGGCUAUCAUUCAACGCCCGAUAGGCUGUUUUGUGUUGACAUUGAUGAAUGCAGCAUAAUGAAUGGUGGAUGUGAAACCUUCUGCACAAACUCUGAAGGCAGCUAUGAGUGUAGCUGUCAGCCAGGAUUUGCACUAAUGCCUGACCAGAGAUCUUGCACUGACAUCGAUGAAUGUGAAGAUAACCCCAAUAUCUGUGAUGGUGGUCAGUGUACAAACAUUCCUGGAGAAUACAGGUGCUUGUGCUAUGAUGGAUUUAUGGCUUCUGAAGAUAUGAAGACUUGUGUAGAUGUCAAUGAGUGUGACCUGAAUCCGAAUAUCUGCCUAAGUGGGACCUGUGAAAACACUAAAGGCUCAUUCAUCUGUCACUGUGAUAUGGGCUAUUCAGGCAAAAAAGGGAAAACCGGCUGUACAGGUGUGGGUUUUUUCAAUAAAAUAAAAAGUGGAGAUCUGAGAAAGCAUGACUUGUGCUUCUUUCUGCCUAUAGACCUUGAUGAGUGCUCCGAGAACCUGAAUCUCUGUGGGAAUGGCCAGUGCCUCAAUGCCCCUGGAGGGUACCGCUGUGAAUGUGACAUGGGCUUCGUGCCCAGUGCCGACGGAAAGGCCUGCGAAGAUAUUGAUGAGUGCUCCCUUCCAAACAUCUGUGUCUUUGGAACUUGCCACAACCUUCCUGGCCUGUUCCGCUGCGAGUGUGAGAUAGGCUAUGAACUGGACAGAAGUGGUGGAAACUGCACAGAUGUUAAUGAGUGUCUGGAUCCAACCACGUGUAUCAGUGGGAACUGUAUCAACACUCCGGGCAGCUAUACCUGUGACUGUCCACCUGAUUUUGAGCUGAAUCCAACUCGAGUUGGCUGUGUUGAUACCCGCUCAGGAAAUUGCUAUUUGGAUAUUCGGCCCCGUGGAGACAACGGAGAUACAGCCUGUAGCAAUGAAAUCGGAGUUGGUGUUUCCAAGGCUUCCUGCUGCUGUUCUCUGGGUAGAGCCUGGGGUACUCCCUGUGAGCUGUGCCCUCCUGUGAACACAACUGAGUACAAAAUUCUGUGCCCUGGAGGAGAAGGCUUUCGCCCAAACCCUAUCACCGUAAUACUGGAAGACAUUGAUGAGUGCCAGGAGCUGCCAGGGCUGUGCCAAGGGGGAAAGUGUAUCAACACUUUCGGCAGUUUCCAGUGCCGCUGUCCAACGGGCUACUACCUGAACGAGGACACCCGAGUGUGUGAUGAUGUGAAUGAAUGUGACACUCCUGGAAUCUGUGGCCCAGGGACAUGUUACAACACCGUUGGCAACUACACCUGUAUUUGUCCUCCAGAUUACAUGCAAGUGAAUGGGGGAAAUAAUUGCAUGGAUAUGAGAAGAAGUUUGUGCUACAGAAACUAUUAUGCUGACAACCAGACCUGUGAUGGAGAGCUCUUAUUCAAUAUGACCAAGAAGAUGUGCUGCUGCUCUUACAACAUUGGCCGAGCCUGGAAUAAGCCCUGUGAACAGUGUCCCAUCCCAAGCACAGAUGAAUUUGCUACGCUCUGUGGAAGCCAGAGGCCAGGCUUUGUCAUCGAUAUUUAUACCGGCUUACCCGUAGAUAUUGAUGAAUGCCGGGAAAUCCCAGGAGUCUGUGAAAAUGGUGUGUGCAUCAACAUGGUUGGCAGCUUCAGAUGUGAAUGUCCAGUGGGGUUCUUCUAUAAUGACAAGUUGUUGGUUUGUGAAGAUAUUGACGAGUGUCAGAACGGCCCCGUGUGCCAGCGCAGUGCCGAGUGCAUCAACACUGCAGGCAGCUACCGCUGCGACUGUAAGCCCGGCUAUCGCCUCACGCCCACAGGACAGUGCAAUGAUCGCAAUGAAUGUCAAGAAAUCCCCAAUAUAUGCAGCCAUGGACAGUGUAUUGACACUGUGGGAAGCUUCUACUGCCUUUGCCAUACUGGUUUCAAAACAAAUGCUGAUCAAACCAUGUGUUUGGGUAAGUAUGUGAUUAUCAUUUCAUUUUUUUCACAUCUUAUUGGAAAUUUAUUUUUGACACGUGUAAUUCUUUUAGAUAUUGAUGAGUGUGUGGAGGAGCCAGAAAUCUGUGCCUUGGGAACAUGCAGUAACACUGAAGGCAGCUUCAAAUGUCUGUGUCCAGAAGGGUUCUCCUUGUCCUCUACUGGAAGACGAUGCCAAGAUUUGCGAAUGAGCUACUGUUAUGCCAAGUUUGAAGGAGGAAAGUGUUCAUCCCCCAAAUCCAGAAAUCACUCCAAACAGGAAUGCUGCUGUGCCUUGAAGGGAGAAGGCUGGGGAGAUCCCUGUGAGCUGUGUCCCACAGAGCCUGAUGAGGCUUUCCGCCAGAUCUGUCCUUAUGGAAGUGGGAUCAUUGUGGGACCUGAUGAUUCAGCAGUUGAUAUGGAUGAGUGCAAAGAACCUGAUGUCUGUAAACACGGGCAGUGUAUCAACACAGAUGGCUCCUAUCGCUGCGAGUGUCCCUUUGGUUAUAUUCUAGAAGGCAAUGAAUGUGUGGAUACCGAUGAAUGUUCUGUGGGCAAUCCCUGUGGAAAUGGAACCUGCAAGAAUGUGAUUGGAGGAUUUGAGUGUACCUGUGAGGAAGGAUUUGAGCCUGGUCCAAUGAUGACAUGUGAAGAUAUAAAUGAAUGUGCCCAGAAUCCUCUGCUCUGUGCCUUCCGAUGUGUGAACACUUAUGGGUCCUAUGAAUGCAAAUGUCCCGCUGGAUAUGUUUUGAGAGAAGACAAGAGGAUGUGCAAAGAUGAGGAUGAAUGUGAAGAGGGAAAACAUGAAUGUACUGAAAAGCAAAUGCAAUGCAAGAACCUCAUUGGCACAUAUAUGUGCAUCUGCGGACCUGGGUACCAGCGGAGACCUGAUGGAGAAGGCUGUGUCGAUGAGAACGAGUGUCAGACCAAGCCAGGGAUCUGUGAGAACGGGCGCUGCCUCAACACUCUGGGGAGCUACACCUGCGAGUGCAAUGACGGGUUCACCCCCAGCCCCACCCAAGAUGAGUGCCUGGACAACCGGGAAGGGUACUGCUUCACAGAGGUGCUGCAAAACAUGUGUCAGAUCGGCUCGAGCAACAGGAACCCUGUCACCAAGUCUGAGUGCUGCUGUGACGGAGGCAGAGGUUGGGGUCCCCACUGUGAGAUCUGCCCUUUCCAGGGCACCGUGGCUUUCAAGAAACUCUGCCCCCAUGGCCGAGGAUUCAUGACCAAUGGAGCAGAUAUUGAUGAAUGCAAGGUUAUUCAUGAUGUUUGCCGAAAUGGAGAAUGUGUCAAUGACAGAGGAUCAUAUCACUGUAUCUGUAAAACUGGCUAUACUCCAGAUAUAACUGGGACUUCCUGUGUCGAUCUGAACGAGUGCAACCAGGCUCCCAAACCAUGCAAUUUUAUCUGCAAAAACACAGAAGGGAGUUACCAGUGUUCCUGUCCGAAAGGCUACAUUCUGCAAGAGGAUGGAAGAAGCUGCAAAGAUCUUGAUGAGUGUGCUACUAAGCAGCACAACUGCCAGUUCCUGUGUGUUAACACCAUUGGUGGCUUCACUUGUAAAUGUCCUCCUGGAUUUACCCAGCACCACACUGCCUGCAUUGAUAACAAUGAAUGCACCUCUGACAUCAACCUGUGUGGCUCUAAGGGCAUUUGCCAGAACACUCCUGGAAGCUUCACCUGUGAAUGCCAGCGGGGAUUCUCCCUUGACCAGAGUGGUGCCAGCUGUGAAGAUGUGGAUGAGUGUGAAGGCAACCAUCGCUGCCAGCACGGCUGCCAGAACAUCAUUGGAGGCUAUAGGUGCAGCUGUCCCCAGGGCUACCUUCAGCACUACCAGUGGAACCAGUGUGUCGAUGAAAACGAAUGCCUCAGUGCUCACAUCUGCGGAGGAGCCUCCUGUCACAACACCCUGGGAAGCUACAAGUGCAUGUGUCCUGCUGGCUUCCAGUACGAACAGUUCAGUGGGGGCUGCCAAGACAUCAAUGAAUGUGGCUCCUCACAGGCUCCCUGCAGUUAUGGCUGCUCUAACACCGAGGGUGGCUACUUGUGUGGCUGUCCACCUGGUUACUUCCGAAUAGGCCAAGGGCACUGUGUUUCUGGAAUGGGAAUGGACCGAGGAGGCUCAGAUGCACCUGUCAGUGGUGAAAUGGAUGACAAUUCACUUUCCCCAGAGGCUUGCUAUGAGUGUAAGAUCAAUGGCUACCCCAAACGAGGCAGGAAACGAAGAAGUGCUAAUGAAACAGAUGCCUCCAAUAUCAAGGAUCUGUCUGAAACAGAAGCCAACGUGAGUCUUGCAAGUUGGGAUGUUGAGAAGACAGCCACCUUUGCUUUCAAUAUUUCCCAUGUCAGUAAUAAGGUCCGAAUCCUAGAACUCCUUCCAGCCCUCACAACUCUGACGAAUCACAAUAGAUACUUGAUUGAGUCUGGAAAUGAAGAUGGCUUCUUUAAAAUCAACCAAAAGGAAGGGAUCAGCUACCUCCACUUUACCAAGAAGAAGCCAGUGGCUGGAACCUACUCGUUACAAAUCAGUAGUACUCCUCUUUACAGAAAGAAAGAACUUGACCAGCUACAAGACAGACAUGACAAAGACUACCUCAGUGGUGAACUGGGUGAUAAUCUGAAGAUGAAAAUUCAGAUUUUGCUUCAUUAAUUCACCAUCCAGAGACCAAAUAAUUAAAAGAAAAACAACUAUAGAUAGGUAGAAUUACAUUCCUCCCCGCAUCAGAAUCUUCAUAUUAUAGGUACAGUCUUUCACCAAGUAAAUUUUUAUAAAUAAGCACUAUUCUUGUAUUACAAAAGCAAGGUACAGGCGGUUACCUUAGUUGAACAACCACUUUCUCAGGCUUCUCAUAUGUGUAGCUAAGCUACCUGGUCAUGUGUUGAUUCUUGAAAACUGGGACCUGUAUAUCCACUGGGGGGUUUUGGCCCAUCUUGCCAAUGUGUCCCUCCCAGCAGGUGGACAGGAAUGUGCUUUCAUUUGAUGGACUAUUCUGUUGUUAUUGGUUUUUUUUUUUUUCCUUCAAAUUUUGAAACUCUGCUUCUCCAAAUACAAGUAUUAGAUUGGCCAUUUAUCAUACCUAUUUGGUGCUAGUAAAUUUUCAAACUAGAUUUAUAAAUGCACUGUAAUAUUUACACAACCUAGAAACCAAAUUGCAAGUCUCCAGUUCAAAUACUUCAUUAAUUUCAAUCAACCAAAGUUAGUUCAAUAGCUUAUCUCAGUUAUGAGUAUAAUACAUUUCAUGUAAAUUAAGUGUGUGUAUACUGUAAUCGUGCUAUUUUUUAUCAUUGAAACAUUUAUAAACUAGAAUAAUAAUGCCCUUAAUGUGAGGGUUUGUAAUGGUGCUUAUUAAGACCAAAGACUUGUUAAAUGUCUACACCAAGUGGUAAUGGAAUUUCUGUGACUGGCCCACAUGUGCACUGAGGUUGGGAAGGACCAGGAACCCACUUCAGCAGCCAGAGGAUUACCAGUGCACCCUUCGUCGCAGCAUGUGCAAUAUGCCAAAAUUACUCUAGGUCAUUCCUGUCAGCAAGGGGUCAAUGUCAUAAGUGUCACAAUAAAACAAUCUCUUCUUUUUUUUAGUUUACCCCUCGGCUUUGUGUUCUUGCAUGGAUUUGGGGUUGGAGGGGCCUUUCUGGAGGCUAAAUAAAGUCUCCUGGAUUUAAA
This is a messenger RNA of Ictidomys tridecemlineatus (thirteen-lined ground squirrel), 9495 nucleotides long. The record is from RefSeq and is a predicted model, not a curated record. Lineage: Eukaryota; Metazoa; Chordata; Mammalia; Rodentia; Sciuridae.